This is a messenger RNA of Vitis riparia (riverbank grape), 1682 nucleotides long. Its product is annotated as GPN-loop GTPase QQT2. Bases 148 to 1389 code for a protein of 413 amino acids. Gene Ontology annotation, molecular function: GTPase activity. The transcript has 7 exons. NCBI's taxonomy places the organism in Eukaryota, Viridiplantae, Streptophyta, Magnoliopsida, Vitales, Vitaceae. The record is from RefSeq and is a predicted model, not a curated record.
GACGCGAAAGGAAACCCAGCAAACCCUGGUAAAACCCUCUCCGGCCCGAGACGGAAGUUGGUGCUCGGUCUACUGUCUUCUUCAAACACAAAAUCAAUACAGAAAGGACUGCUGAAAUUGCAGCCCAUUCUGGCAGUUGGCUGAAAGAUGGACAUUGAUUCGGAUUUCCGGAAUUUAAAUUUGAAAUCACCAGAGGACGGUGCGCCUAUGCAAAUGGAUGCUGCAGAAUCUGCCCACAUCAAAGGCAAAGAGAAAGAAGAUAUUUCUGAGUCACUGGAGAAGCUACAUAUUGAGGAAUCCUCAUCUGGGUCAGCAGGGUCUUCAUCAAUUAGUUUCAAAAGAAAGCCAGUUAUUAUUAUCGUUGUAGGGAUGGCAGGGAGUGGGAAAACAACGUUUCUUCAGCGGUUGGUUUGCCAUACACAAGCUUCAAAUAUUCGGGGUUAUGUUAUUAAUCUUGAUCCUGCUGUUAUGACCCUCCCAUUCGGCGCUAAUAUUGAUAUAAGGGACACUGUUCGAUACAAAGAAGUAAUGAAGCAGUUCAAUCUUGGUCCCAAUGGAGGAAUACUGACAUCACUCAACUUGUUUGCUACAAAGUUUGACGAGGUUGUUUCAAUGAUUGAGAAGCGAGCGGAUCAGCUUGAUUAUGUUCUGGUAGACACACCUGGUCAAAUUGAGAUAUUCACUUGGUCUGCCUCUGGAGCAAUAAUAACUGAAGCUUUUGCUUCAACCUUUCCUACCGUAAUUACUUAUGUAGUUGACACACCUCGCUCAGCAAGCCCAGUUACUUUUAUGAGCAAUAUGCUUUAUGCUUGUAGCAUUCUGUACAAGACACGGUUGCCUUUGGUGUUGGCAUUCAACAAAGUCGACAUCGCUCAACAUCAGUUUGCUUUGGAGUGGAUGGAAGAUUUUGAGGUUUUUCAUGCAGCCCUAGACUCAGAUCACUCAUAUACAUCUACUCUGACUCGGAGCCUCUCCCUUGUGCUGGAUGAAUUCUAUAAGAAUCUACGAUCAGUUGGAGUAUCUGCAGUUUCUGGUGCUGGAAUGGAAGAAUUCUUUAAGGCCAUUGAAGCAAGUGCUGAGGAGUACAUGACAAGUUAUAAAGCUGACCUUGACAAGAGACGGGCAGAGAAACAGCGACUGGAGGAAGAACGAAUGCGGGAGAACAUGGAUAGACUAAGGAAGGAUAUGGAGAAGUCUGGGGGAGAAACCAUGGUUUUGAGCACUGGUUUGAAGGACAAAAAUGCUGGCGGUAAGACCACAAUGGAUGAGGAGGAUGAAGGACACGAAGAGGAAGAGGAAGAUGAAGACGAUUAUGUGAGGUCCAGUGAGGAGGAGGAGGAUGUUAUAGACGAAGAUGAGGAUGAAGAGGUUGGCCGAUUUUCAUUUUAACCUCUGUUUUUUUUUCUGGAAGUUUUCUGAAGUCGGACUUUGUAUAGGACCUUCCCAGUUGGAACUGGCAUUGCCAUUCAAGACCAGAUAUGAUGGUCAUUUGGGUCCACAAUGUAGGCCUCAUGGGAUCUGUUUGAGCAGGUCUACAGAGGUAUAUGUAAAACUUUUUCAAAAUCUGGCCUGGUGGGUUAGAUAUGCCUGUAUUUGACGUGGGCCUUUUGUCAUUGUUUGAUGGAUUAUAUAGCCUUCUGAACUAUUUAUGUUGAUAAGAGUUUCUAGGGUUCAUGUGUCUA